Molecule: messenger RNA, 6588 nt
Organism: Vespula pensylvanica (western yellowjacket)
Lineage: Eukaryota; Metazoa; Arthropoda; Insecta; Hymenoptera; Vespidae
Exons: 13
Coding region: 360-5207 (1615 amino acids)
Biological process (GO): signal transduction
Molecular function (GO): actin monomer binding
Source: RefSeq, a predicted model, not a curated record
GCCUGACGAGACACUCUCGCGAGUCUCUUCUCUCGGAGGUCGCGCCUCGACACGCGCCUCGACACGCGCCUCGACACCCCCCUCGACACUCCUAUCCCUAUUUUUCUCUUUUCCUAAUAUUUACGAAAAGAAUAGAAACUCGAUAGUGCGCGAUCUAUCGAUCGUUCCUCGAAUGUUGUUAGAAUAUCUCUUCGUUGUUCUCUUCGAUAUCAGUGUGGAUCGAGUGUUCGCGAAAGAAGAAUCAAGAUCGAGCGAUCUUCGAAUCGUCCCUCUCGACUUAAAAAAGGAUCGACUUGGUGGACCAUGCGGCGGAUCGUUAGGGGAUCGUAACCAGAUACGAGCUAGAGAGCAGGAGGAAGAUGCUGUGCCUUAAGAAACGAAGAACUUAUAGCUUCACGCAGGGUGCCUGCGUGGAUCUUCCUCGACGCUCGAAGAAGGACGCCGCUCGUUACGAGGGGUCCUUGAACAUGGCUAUUACGACACUGCCACGCAAGAACAGGAGCAGGGAGGAGAGGCCUUCCGGAAUGGUUCUUACCGUGACCGAGGACACUCCGGCGGACAUGCUGGCUGGAAGCAUGGAACUGUUGGUCCAGCUUCCGCGCGAGCAUCGCCUUAACGCGCAAAGAGUCACCGUGCAGAGGAGUACUCCGAUGAUGGACCUUCUCGUUCAAAUUGCAACGGCCCACAAAUUGGCAGCUUCGAGUUACACCUUGCAAGCGAUCGGCGAGCGUGGAUCGAUUUUACCUCAUCAACCGAACACACCGAUAGGAGCGCUCGAUGCUCUUCAGGUGAAAUUACUUCCCAAGCAGUGUACGUUCGUCCCGAAGAAGUCGAAGCCUGCGAAUCAACCUUUCGAAACAACGUUCAGAUUGCAGGUACAUUUACCGAGGAAUCAAUUGUACGUUUCGAGAGUCAGCCCGAAAAUGAAUCUAGGAGAAAUUCUGAACGAAGUGUGCCGUGAGAAGAAUCUGGACAAACACAAGUACGAGCUACGUCAUCCGGUGAACUUGGAAGAGAUCCUGGAUCUAUCCCUGUCCCUUCAAGACUAUCAUCUGCAGGAAGUGACGCUUUACGCGAAACAAGGUAGAACGUUGGGCUCCGCUUUGAGCUCCCAGGACAUAAUGGCUCUGCAAAGGCAAGAGGAGAGACGUAGGCAACAAGCGAAGCAGAGCGUCUUUGGAUUCAUGUUUAAGAAGUCGAAGGAGAGCUCGGUGAGCACCGACAGCCUGGAAGGUCGGAGCGUGUCACCGGCGAGGAGCGACGAAACCGGAAGAAGCGCCAGUCCUCUUCAACCGCCUACGAGACCUCAGAGAAAGAGGAGACUCGCGCCGAAACCGCCUACCUCCUACGAUCGGGAACAACAGCGGGCUACUACGACCACCGGUACGAUAGCGACCACGGCGAGGGGGGCGGCGGGGGCGGCGGCGGCGGCGGCGGGAAAGACAAACGGGGAAUCGUCGAAGGAGAAAAUGCUCAUCGGUCACAGUCGAAACAGCAGCGAUAGUUCGGGAUAUCACGAGGCUUCCGUGCUCAGUGACAAUCCGGAUUCGGCCGGACGACUACCAGAGACUCUGCCGAGGAGAAACAGAACGCCUGGUACCAACGAGACCCCGAGAAAACUCGUUCAUACCUCGCAGUCCAGUAAGAGUCUCGGUAAUCUCGCCGUAACCGCGUCCGGUACGUCUCUCGAUCGAGCCCUCAGCAGCUCCUCCCUCAGUUCCACCGAUUCGAAUUCAAGUUUGAAGAAGAAACGUGCCGCUCCGCCUCCACCGGUUUCAAGGCCGCUCUCCUCGGCCAUCUCGACUCAAGCUUUGGAACGUAUCGACGAUUCCGAAGAGUCCUUGACUUCCGACAUGGAUCCUUCGAAGCCACCGUCCGACAUCGGGGCACCCUCGAAGGCCUCCUCGGACAUCGGCGUGAGCACGAUCGUUCUUGACAAGGCCGAUCGCCCGGAGAAGACGAAGAAGGAGAAGGACUCGAUUCGAGCGUCGGACGUUAACGUAGUAGAGGAUCCUCCGAAAGUAGAGAACGCUAGAGUAGAAGUAAAAAGAGAAAAGGCAUCGUCCGAAGAAUUAGCGCCCUUGCCCAAGCCUCGCAAAGUCGUACGACCGAAAGAGGAGAAAUCGCCACCUGUAGCUCCGCCAGUACCAAAGCGUAGAUUAGUGCCAGUAGUAGCGAUAUCUAGGUCGCCGAGGAAGGAUCCUCUAGGUCCUUCGUCGAACGCGAACGCAACGAAGACGAAUGCGGAAGAUGCCGUUCGCUGUUCCUUUUCCUCUUCUUCCUCCGGUGGCAUCGAGUUCGAGGCACGAGACGCGGAACUCUCGGAGAUGGAUGGCAGCUCGAACCUCUUGACGAAACACGCCAAGAGUAUGAACGACAUAUACAACGUCGAUUCGAGCCUAUACAAAUCCUGUACCGUGAUAUCGACGAUACCAAAGUGCGAUCGCUUCGAGAUCUCGAGAAACUCGAGAUCGUCCAGUUGCGGCAGACUCGCCGAGGAUCGAGUCAAGGAUCGUCGCGAGAGAAGCGAGGAGAGGACGUCCCGCGUCAAGGACGAUUAUUACGAAGGAGAUCUCGACGACGUCUCGGGGACGAAGGACGACGAGAUACGGGAGGAUAGCUCGAAGGGCUCGAAAAGAUCGAAGGUCUAUCGCAGUCCGUCCGAAUCGAACGACUUUCAAAUCGAUUCGUUCAACAAACGAAAGAGACAUUUAACGUCCCAAUCGAAGGAUAUCGCGUUCGCUUUAAAUCUGAACCUGACGUUCGAGUCCAAAAAAGAGUCGGACGUUGAGAAGGAAAGCGGGCGGAUGGAAAGGGCUAACGCAGUAGACGGGAUAUCAGACGUCGAGAGGAAGGUACGCGACACGGACGCUCUGCUGCACAAAGUGUCGGAAACUUUAUCGUCGUCGUCGUUGGCGUCGUCGUUGGCGUCGUCGAACGAAGAGACCGAAAACGCUGAUCCCGCGGUGAAAAGAUCCUACGGUGAAAGUCGUCGCGCGGAGACGGAGGCGGAGGAGGAGGAGGAGGAGGAGGAGGAGCCCCCGGGGCUAGAUGGCGAAGAGAGGAAAAAUCAACAGGACACCUCGGACUACGUGUCCGCUCUCGAGGAAGACUCGUCCGUGGCCGAUUGGGAAUAUCGAUUGCCGGCGCCACCGAGUGCCUUCCGAGAUACCGAUUCGUCGCUUUUCGAUGGCUACGACACGAUAACCUUGAGAUCGGUCGAGGCCUUCAAGGAAUCGCUCGACGUUGAAAAUCGAGACGACGGGAGAAACGACGAGUCCUUCGGCUUCCGUCGAAUCGAUGAAGGUAGUAAAAGCAAGAGAAUGGAAUCGCGCAAGACCGAAACCGAGGUGAAGUUCAAAAAGGAGGUGAUAUCGGAGCUCGAAACCAAGAUAGAAAGAGGAACGUUGGCCCGAUCGCAAAGGGAGCCAGACUCGAGGAAAGUUUUUAGCGGUACGUCGACGUUAACGUCCAACUUCGCGCCGGUCGAUAACACGCUGUCGAAUUUCACGAUCACCACGUAUACCCGUCAAAAGAGUAUAGAUAUAUUCAAGGAGAACGAGGACAAAAGUUCCCUCGGGGACGAGCCUAGUCGGAACAAGAAAACAGAGCCAAAGAUUUCCAACGACGUCGUCGAGUCCACGCGAGUCUGGCAAUCCGCGAACGCCAAAGCCGGUAUCGUUAAACGAUCCAAGAGUCACGCCUCCGCGAUGAGCAAGCCCGUCAAGUCGAACAAGAACGAAGCGGAAGGUCCUAGGGUCGACGCGAGCGAACGUUCGGCCAACGUAGGAUCGGACGUCGCCGUCGAGGAUACCGCGGCGCCGCGAGACCGAGUCAACGACGGGUUUGCCACCCGGUGGAGAGACAACGUCUCGAGGAACCGACAAGAGGAACCUACCAAGGGCAGGGAGUUGCGAUCGUUGCAGGUGUUGAAAAGCAUUUUACCGCAGUUGACGAGCUCGCAACCAGCGGAAGAAAAUGCAUCGAAGGAACGGAACGCGGUAACGCGAGAAAAAGCAAAGACGAGGUUCGUGGGAGCGUCCGAUCAAGAUUCCGUAACGCCGAGCGUGCUUUCGUCGCGCGGCGAAUGUCACGCAACGGCGCGACGAGAGAACAAAGAGGAUUCGAUGCAAAGGGAAACGAGCGCGAAACGUCGUUACGCUUACAACGGUCCGCCAGCGAUCAGUUUGGGUAGCUGGGCCGAGAGGCCUAGCUUCAAGGUUCAAAUUAAAACCGACACCGAUUACAAGUUUCAAAGGGACAGGUCGGCCGACGGCGCGACGACGAGCCCUUCGAGCGCGAAUAAUUCGAAGGAUAGGUACGAUAAGCGCGACGCGGACGAUCUCGCGAGCAAGUUGGUCGUCGACAAGGCCGUUUCCGCGUUCAAGAGGGCAACGUUCGACAAAACGAUCGCUCCGGAGUCGAAAAGCGAGGAGAGACCUGUCGUGACCAGCUUCGAGUUGAAGAAGACCGUCGUAAGGGAGAAGGAAGAUACCGUUAAGAGCUCGACGAGAGACGAGAAGAAAGACGACGAGAACUUGAUCGACACGACACCGUUGAAUUUUCAAGAAUUAACGAAGGCCUUUCGUACGGACAUCGAGCAUAGGACAAAACCGCAACGAUCUAACGCGACGAACGGACGUUCCGACUGUUACGGUUCCCAGCACGAAUUCGUUCGUAAGACGUUAGAUCCGAAGAAGCAGAACGGCCAGCCGACGCCCGACGAGUUCUCUUUCAAAAGGAACCUCUUCCAAAAGGACAACGCGUCGGUCAACGGAAAUCGCAAUGCCAAUCCGAACUCCGAAGGACACCAAUUCGGCUCGAUCGUGGGAAUAAAUUCGCUCGAUCGUCGUCAUCGGGAUCAGAUCGGCCAAAGGAGCGACAACGUAUCGUUCAGGAACAACGCGAACGGCACCAAGGCCCACCCUAUGACCGGGCCCGUCGUAAAAGGAUUCAAAGUAUCGACGACGCCCUUCAAACAAUCGAAAGGUAUCAACGUCGACAAAGUCGAUCGGAAUAAGGAGGUCGUCGAGGCCCUGCCUCCCAAAGCUCCGACGAUGCCCGUGAUAAUGGGCGUCACUCUGAAAAGUGCUAACGCGAGACCAAAGUCAAUGCCGAUAAGCGUAGAUUCCAGAGAUAUGCUGUUGGAGUCCAUUAGGAAUUUCGGAGGUCGCGGAAAAUUAAAAAACACUGCAGAGAGGUAUUGAAAAUAAAUCGACGGUCGUAACGGUAAGGCGCCAAGAGUUCGUCGAAAAUUAACUACGAACGUUUCUUCCUUUUCCAUUCUCUCCUCUUAUCUUAUCUUAUCUCGUCCUACCCUACGUACUCGUAUAAACGUACUCGUAGUCGCAAUCUUCGCAGUUAUUUAACUAAAUUUAAUCAAAGCGACGUUAAGAGACUCCUGAAUAUCACGAAUCAGAGUAUGUACAUAGCCUCGUAUAUCGCGUUCGUCUCGCGUGGAAUCGAGAUCGCCUGGAUCGAAUGAUCGAACGAGUACGUUUCUUCGUUAAAUUACCUAUUAAUUACGUCGGUGCUUCUCUCGAUGCUCUAAUUACGCGCAGCGAUGCAGAUACGUGGAAUCGGAUGAUGCUUCGUGAGAGAGAGAGAGAGAAAGAUGUACUAGCUCUUUUGACGCGGACGCGAAGCGAAUCGACCACGUCGAGUUAAUGAUCGUGCGAAACAAAGAUUUUCUUUUCUUUUUCAUUCGUUUGAAAGAUCGUGCCAUUUGUGAUUCCUUUUCGAAAAAAUUGAUUGUCCGUUAUUAUUUCCUUUACUUUUUCGACGGUCGACUCGUUCUCUCUUUCCUUUCAAUAAAAUUCCAUCAAAGUCGUUCCACGUUAGCUAUGUGUAAAUACGUUGUACAAAAAUCCUGACGACACUGGUAUGUCGUCAAAAAUGAUCGAGCAUGUAUAUAUCCACCGCUGAAUGCGCAAACUAUCGAUCGUGUCGGAUCGAAAUUGAGUACGUUCAUUCGUAAGAAACGGAAUCAACGCUUCUUGCUCCAUCGAAGAAGCGAUCUAAAGUCGAUAACGAUCGGUCGCUCGUUAUCGAUCGUUAUGAAAAUAAUGAAAGAGUGAAACAAAAAAAAAAAAAGAAAGAAGGUUUGUCAAGUUUUUAACAAGUUAUAAGGUCAUUCGGUUCUAGCUUUGGUCAAGUCAUACGCGUAACAACACCAAAGCCGAUUAUUUAUGGCUGAAUGACGUUAAAUACUAAUAGCAACUUUUUGUGUUGGCUAACGUUAAUUAUUCUAAACUUUGCAUAUAACUUUAAGUUUCUAUAAACGGGACCAAAGGUAACAUUUCUUCUUCUUCUACGUUAUUACGACAACGAAUUUAGACGUAUAGAAUGUUAUUUAAACGAAUACGAAGUAGUCUUUGAAGAAGUCUGGUCAGUCGAUUUAUGACAAUAGCGCUUAGACGCAACCGAUACGUUGUACGUUUAAAAAAGAAAAGCUUUGCAAAUUUUCCUUUAUAACAAUGGCGAAAGAAUUAUAUUUUUAUUUUAAACGUGCUGCUAAAGAUAAAACUCUGUAGUAUGAUGUAUACCUAACACAUUUUCGAUACAGAAUAUAUACGUUUCUGUUAUUAA